AUGUCUCAUUACAACCCCAACUGGGGUCCUCCCAAACGCUCCACUACCAACGACAAUGCUGGCGAGAGACAACCGAUCUACCAUGCAAACCCAAUCUUCCCUCGCGAUGACGGCCGAUCAAACGACUCCUCGUGGAUUGCUCAACUAAUUGUUCCGUCGGUGGCUGAUUCUCGACCAACUGUGCCAGUAGCUCCCCCACGUUCGGAUAGCACCCAGACUAGCAAAUAUUCCCUCGGCACCUCUCCGAGCCAGCGCCAGCUGGAGGGAUUCUCAAGCAGCCGGAAGACCGGGACACUCCCAGCUAGCCCACCGCCCGAGACCUCCCCAGGGAGGUUCUGGCUCGAGAGGUUGUCGGUCAGGUUUCAGCUCGAGAACUCAACCCACAUCGAACAACGAAAUUCUAAGGAAAGAGCUGCUGGUCAACGACUUCCCCAUCGCUUUUGGGAAAUACACGCAAGUCUACUCGAAUAA
This is a messenger RNA of Cladophialophora bantiana CBS 173.52, 471 nucleotides long. RefSeq lists its product as uncharacterized. NCBI's taxonomy places the organism in Eukaryota, Fungi, Ascomycota, Eurotiomycetes, Chaetothyriales, Herpotrichiellaceae. The transcript has a single exon. The record is from RefSeq and is a predicted model, not a curated record. Bases 1 to 471 code for a protein of 156 amino acids.